Molecule: messenger RNA, 2268 nt
Organism: Strongyloides ratti
Lineage: Eukaryota; Metazoa; Nematoda; Chromadorea; Rhabditida; Strongyloididae
Exons: 4
Coding region: 1-2268 (755 amino acids)
Biological process (GO): vesicle cytoskeletal trafficking
Cellular component (GO): trans-Golgi network
Molecular function (GO): small GTPase binding
Source: RefSeq, a predicted model, not a curated record
AUGGCAAGUAUUAAUUGUGACGAAAAUAUUAAGAAUAAUAUAAAAGAAGAUUUAAACAAUGUCAUAUUAGAAGAAAAAAAUGAAACAAUGAUUGAUAAAGAAACAAAUGAAGAUAAUAAUAUUUCAGCUAUUUUAGGAGUCCGUUUUGAGGUACUUCAAAAUGAUUAUGAAAAUUUAAAAAAAGAACAUGAAAAUAAAUUAAAAGAAUUGGAAAUUGCACAAAUUAAGAUUAGAGAUAUGGAAAUAAUUAACUCAAAACUUGAAAAAGACUAUAAAAAAUUAAAUGAGUCUAUGGCAAUAAAAGAAAAAGAUUUCCAAAAUUCCAUUCAACAAUUAACAAAUAAAAUGGAAGCAAGUAUAAAUAAUUUAAAUUUAAAGUUAAAAAAUGCUGACAAUGAAAAAAAUUCGGCUGUUAUUAGAUAUGCAACAAAAGAAACUGAAAUUAUGAAAUUAAAUAAAGAAAAUGGAAAAGUAAAAGAAGAAUUACAAUUAUUAAAAAAAGAAUUUGAAGAAUUAAAAGAAAAUACAAGUCAAGAAGCAAUUGAAAAAUUAAAAAAAAAUAUUGAAAUAUUACAGGAUGAAGUAUUAAAAGAAAAGAAAGAGAAAGAAAAAAUUUCAAAUGAAUAUGGAAUGGCUGAAAAAAGAAUUUCUGCUAGUCAUACGACAAUUAAAGAUAUGAAAGAAAAAAUGAAUAGUAUGGUUGUUGAAAAUAAUAAUAUUUCUACUGAUAGAGAUAAAGCUUUAGAAGAAGCAAAAAAUUAUAAAUCGCAAAUUCAAAUUUUACAAAUAAAAGCAAAAGAAACAGAAUACCAAUAUAAUGAAAAAAUUAAAAGUAGAGAUCAUUUAUAUAGAGAAUGUAUGGAUGAAAUGAGUAGAUUAAGAAAUGAAAAUAAUUCAUUAAUUAAAAAAUUAGCUAGUUUUGAUGAUGAAAAUGACAAAUUAGAAAUAGAAAAAAAAAAUAUUCAAAAUCAAAUAAAUAGUGCAAAUGAAGAAAAUAAAAAAAUAAAGGAAGAAUUAAAUGAAUUAAGAAUUAUAAAAGAGUUAGUAGAUCAAUAUAAGUAUGAUAAGGACAAUGCAAUUGAAUUAAAAAAAAUUGCUGAAACUGAAAAGGAUGAAUAUGAGAAAGAUAAUAUUACGUUAAGAUCACAAGUUGAAGAUUUACUUAGUAGUAAUCAAAAAUUACAAGAAAAAUCUAUCGAAUGGGUAUCUGAGAUAGAAAAUUAUCAAAUAAAAAUAAAAAAAUUUGAAAAAGAAAUUAGUGAGAAAGAAAAUAUUUUUCAAAAUUUAACAAAUGAAAUAGAAUUAUUAAAAAAAGAAAAAGAAAAUAAAGUUUUAGUUGAUUCAAAUAAAAUAAAUGAUUUAUUAUGUGUAGAGAAAAAGUUAAGUAAUAAGAUAAAGGAUAUGGAAAAACGGGUACAAGAAUUAGAGAAUGAAAAAAUGGUUAUAAAAAAGAAAAGUGAAGCAAAUCAAAAAGAUCUACGUUUAGAAGUAAAAAGAUUAAGAAAACAAAUAGAAUCAAAUUCUGAUAAAUGUUCAUUACAAAAUUUUCAAUUAUCAUUACAUUUAAAUGAGAGAAAAUGUCCUACCGAUCCAUCAUUUACAUACACAAAUUCAGAUAGUAAUAAUAUUUCUUCAAAUAUUAGUAGAACAUCAUCUUUAAAUUCAUUUGAGACCGCUGCCGGUUAUAGGUCUGAUUCAGCAUCUAAUACCCAAACGUCAUCACCAAAUAAGGAUGACAAAAUUGAUAUAGAAAAUGAUAAAACUAUACCAAAAGAAUGUUAUAGUAAUAUAAAUAUGAAUGAUUCUAAUGUUCAACAAAUUGUAAUUGAUAAAAUUGUUAAAUUACAAAAAAAAUUAGUAAAAAAAACAGAGAAAAUAGAAUUUUUAGAAGAACAUGUUAAACAAUGUCUUGAAGAAUUAAAGAAAAAAACAAAAAUUAUUCAAAAUUAUGCUCUUAGAGAGGAAGCAGCUAUGUUAAAACCAAUGAAUGAAUCAUUAGAAGAGAUUUUAAAAUUAUGUCCUACCGUUCAGGUUGCUAUAAGAAUAAAAGAGUCAUCAAUUCCAUUAUUUGGAACCUGGUUUAAUGGUAAAAAUAAAGAAAAGUCAAAUUUAGUUAUAUCAACAGAAAUUAAUUCAAGAUUACAAUCAUUAAUUGAGGAUUUACUGUUAAAAAAUAUGGAAUACAAAGAAGUUAUUGAUAAGUUAGAAGGAAAAAUAGCAUUAAUAGAAAGAGAAAAACGUCAAUUAGAAGCAGCAGCAACAAUAUAA